Messenger RNA from Drosophila eugracilis, 2465 nucleotides. It is a transcript of the gene Gyc89Db, whose product is annotated as soluble guanylate cyclase 89Db. Gene Ontology annotation, molecular function: oxygen sensor activity; guanylate cyclase activity; heme binding. Gene Ontology annotation, cellular component: guanylate cyclase complex, soluble. The record is from RefSeq and is a predicted model, not a curated record. NCBI's taxonomy places the organism in Eukaryota, Metazoa, Arthropoda, Insecta, Diptera, Drosophilidae. Gene Ontology annotation, biological process: response to oxygen levels; nitric oxide-cGMP-mediated signaling; cGMP biosynthetic process. The transcript is spliced from 2 exons. Bases 323 to 2332 code for a protein of 669 amino acids.
CGCAACACGGAGUCCGGAAAAGUGAGAGCUACCGAAAAGUGCGUGUAUAUAUACCGGAGUUUACGCAUCCCGGGAAGCUGUGUGUGUGCAAUUGUGUGUGCUGGCAUACGCCUUCCUUAAAUUAUAAAUAAGCGAAGAGCAAAUGCCGCGUGGAUGAAAUUAAAACUCUUUAAGAGGCACGAUUCGAUGCUGGAAAAGUUCAUGCGGUUGAGUUAGUGGACUGGAACGAGGCGGAAAGCAAUAUAAAAAAAAACUUUUGCGAAAGCAAUUUGGACGAUAGACAGGACUAAACAGACCGCAGACAUCCAAGCACACCGUCACCAUGUACGGAAUGCUGUACGAAAGCGUGCAGCAUUACAUUCAGCAGGAGUAUGGAAUGGACACCUGGAGGAAGGUCUGCCAGAUAGUCGACUGCAAGCACCAGAGCUUUAAGACGCACCAGAUCUAUCCGGACAAGCUAAUGCCGGACUUUGCAGCAGCCCUCUCAGCCAGCACGGGCGAGUCCUUUGACUUCUGUAUGAACUUCUUUGGACGCUGUUUCGUUAGAUUCUUCAGUAACUUCGGUUACGAUAAGAUGAUCCGCUCCACGGGAAGGUAUUUCUGCGAUUUCCUGCAGUCCAUCGACAAUAUCCAUGUACAGAUGCGCUUCACCUAUCCCAAGAUGAAGUCGCCCAGCAUGCAGUUGACUAAUAUGGAUGACGAUGGAGCUGUGAUUCUGUACCGCAGUGGUCGAACUGGGAUGUCAAAGUACCUGAUUGGCCAGAUGACAGAGGUGGCCAAGGAGUUUUACGGUCUGGACAUGACUGCCUAUGUCCUCGAGAGCCAGAAUGACAUAUGCGGAGGGACAGCGGGUCCCAUCAAGCUUACGGAUGGACCUUUGACAGUGAUUGUCAAGUAUCGAUUGGACUUUGAUAAUCGCGAUUAUAUGGCCAAGCGGGUGAAUGUUAUUGCCCAUCCUUCCCAGCUCAAGAUGCCGUCGGUAGAUCUGAAUGUGUUUCUGGAGCUGUUUCCCUUCACCAUUGUGCUGGAUCACGACAUGAAAAUCACACUCGCGGGCGAGAAGAUUGUAGAGACAUGGAUCUUGCAUAAUCCUGGCGUGAACCCAAAAAGCUUCAUUGGCAGUCAUAUAAUGGAACGGUUUAAGUGCCGGAGACCCAAGGAUACUCAAAUCGAAUGGGAGACCAUUCUCCAGAUGCGGACGGUACUUUUCGAGUUCGAACUCAUCCGCACGGGUCACAACCGAGCCGCCUACGAUGCGGCCUUAAAUUUUGACUUUGAAAACUUCGAUGAGGCUAGCAGCUUAAAUGAAGCUCAGGCCAUGGCUUUGGCCAGUGCCAAGGAGUUCAGUGUGGAGAACGCGAAGGAAGAAGCAGCUGCUGCCACCACCUCUAAGGACGAAAUCGAUCCUGCCACGGGUCAGAGACGACACUCCGUGGGACUCCGAUCUAUUCUGUUGAAGGGCCAGAUGUUCUACAUAAAAGACGUGGACUCGCUGAUCUUUCUCUGUAGUCCUCUAAUCGAAAAUCUAGAUGAGCUCCACGGGAUAGGUCUCUAUCUGAAUGAUCUAAAUCCACAUGGACUGAGUCGAGAACUGGUGAUGGCUGGAUGGCAGCAUUGCUCCAAGCUGGAGAUAAUGUUUGAAAAGGAGGAGCAGCGAUCGGAUGAGCUAGAGAAGUCCUUGGAACUGGCUGAUUCCUGGAAACGGCAGGGGGAUGAACUUCUAUACUCUAUGAUACCACGUCCAAUAGCGGAGCGAAUGAGAAAGAGCGAGGAGCACGUCUGCCAGAGUUUUGAGGAGGUUUCUGUCAUCUUCAUUGAAGUGCUGAAUGUGUACGACAGCGGAUCCAAUAACAUUCAGGAUGCCAUGCAGGCGGUGACUACCCUGAACAAGGUUUUCUCAGCUUUAGACGAGGAGAUUAUUUCCCCAUUUGUGUACAAAGUGGAGACCGUGGGCAUGGUUUACAUGGCGGUUUCGGGAGCUCCUGAUGUGAAUCCCCUCCACGCGGAGCACGCUUGCGAUCUAGCCUUGAGGGUGAUGAAAAAGGUCAAGGCCCAUGCCCUGCCUGGAGUAGCCAUUCGGGUGGGCAUUAAUUCAGGACCCGUAGUGGCUGGAGUGGUUGGUAUGAAGGUUCCCCGAUAUUGCUUGUUUGGGGACACUGUUAACACAGCCUCCAGAAUGGAGAGCAGCAGCGAUCCUUGGAUGAUCCAGUUAUCAAACUAUACCGCCCUCAAGGUGAGGAAGGUGGGUUACAAGGUAGAAGCUCGUGGAUUUGUGAAGGUCAAGGGAAAGGGUGAGAUGGAGACCUACUGGCUAUUGGAGGGACCAGAGUAAUAUUUUGGAAUUGUAUAUUUUUAAUAAACCAGGAUGCUAACUAAAAGCAAAUAUAUAACGUACAUAAAUAUUUUUAAAAGAGAUUUAGUGAGGAUCGUCAGAACUACAAUAUCCAGAGCUACUGCUUAGGAAA